Molecule: messenger RNA, 1447 nt
Organism: Aspergillus steynii IBT 23096
Lineage: Eukaryota; Fungi; Ascomycota; Eurotiomycetes; Eurotiales; Aspergillaceae
Exons: 4
Source: RefSeq, a predicted model, not a curated record
CAUUCCUCCACGACGGUCCAGAAUUCCGAAGAUGCUGCAGAUGAUUUCUAUUUUUGAGCCAGGGUCCCAUUUCGUCAAAUUUAGCUGUUUGGUGUAGGAUACCUGCGCCGUUUUCGAAUUUCCUAUUCUUCGAGUCGCUUGGUCCGCGUCGACCGCUUUUCGAGUCAUGUCGACUGGACGCAAGGUCUUCCACUGUGCAGUGGAUGAGACGGCGUUGACCACGAAUAUCAGCGAGAUAAAAAAAUGGACGACCAAUGGCGCCAUCACCUUGGUCGUUCCUCUCUACACCCUUGAACGCCUGCACGCCCUGAAGCGAGCGGGAUCCCAAGUCGCCAUCAAUGCCCGCGAGGCCGUCCGCUUUCUCGAUCGAGUGACUUCCGGAAAAGAUAAUGUGAUGGCCGAGCGAGUCGCCCUGCAGGGUCCGAUGGAACAAUACGAAAGUUGGGAGGAGGCCGAGAAGUACUUUCUGCCGGAGUUCGAGGAGGAGCCGGAGGCGCUGGACGGAGUGGCGCCAGCGGGCCAGGCGCUGCCCGCGAAGCGCCCGGAGAAAAGCAAAGACCAGAAGAAGAACGGGGUCAAAAACCAAGACGAUCUGUCGCAAAUGCUUCUCAGCAAGCUGAAUUUCAAAAAGGAGUCCGAUGCCGUCUCCAUCACGUCCAACGGUACCCACAGUGCCCCUGCAUCGCGCCCGUCUUCCAGGAGCUCCCGGACGAGCCCCGAGUGCGCCAAUUCCCACAUGGUCGAAAACGGAGCCGGAUCGAAGGGAUCGAAGGAUUCCAAGGCCAAGCGUGUCAAUGGACAUCGCCGGUCUGCGUCCGGAUCGACCAUCCCGACGGUUCCCCCGGUGCUGCGACCGCUGCUCAGCGCUCUUCUGUGGCGACUUCACAGCGGUCCCGAUGCGUCCAAUGCGGCCAAGAGCUGCAUCCUGGUCACCAACGACCGCCCUACGCAGAUCUGGGCGCAGAAGUUUGGCAUCGGGGUCAAGAACAUCCACCAAUUGCGCACGUCCAUCCAGUAUGAGGAGCGCGAGUACAAGAACCGCUGCAAAUACGUCGAGAAAACCCAGUCCACUCAACCUGCCGAACCGAAGUCCUUGUUGUCAUACGAGGACGAGAGCGACGAAGACGAACUGGUUUUUGUGCCGCGCGGUGGACGUGGCAAAGGGGCAUCGAGAGGUGGACCGUCGCGGUCCGGGAAUACUCGCAAAGCCGCAGCGGCGGCAGCAGCUGCAUCGACGGCAUCUAAGCCGGCCGCGGCACCAGUAGAAGCCACCAUGGAGAUUCCCACGCAACCCAUCGAUCCGAAUUCCUUCACACGCAGUCUGGAGCAGCCCGCGGCAUCGCAGGAGCGUCUCGACACCAGAACGGUCGCCGCGGCGGAGGAGGCGGCGGCGGUCGUGGCUCUCGUGGAGGCCGAGGCCGUGGAAAACUCUGGGUUCCUUGAUCGG